AUUUUCCCCAUCUCUAAUAUUUGUAGAAGCCACCUUCAAUCAGAAUCUCAUCUUUCUCGUCGUUCUCAACUUCGGUUGCUUCUGCGUCUCGUACAGUAUUAUCCCAAGGAUCAUUAGCAAUCUACGACCACAAUGAGUCUCCCUGAAGUCCGUGUCAGCCACCAGACAGGCAAAGCCAACAAAGUUGUCGUCAUUGGAGCAGGCCCGGUGGGCCUUCUGACGGCACUCCUCCUUGCUCAAGCAGGCAUCGGCGUUGAUGUCCUGGAGAAGGGCACUACCCUAGACGAAUCUCCGCGAGCAGCGGGCUAUUUUGGGGGCGCUCUUUUGGCUCUUAAAAGAGCAAAACUGCUGGAAAAAGUGACUGCUCAAGGAUUCACGUGCCGAGGCAUUGUGUGGCGGAAGCCGUUAGCGGAUGAUGGGCGCGAGUCGAAGCGAAUGGGGGAUGUUAUCGCCCAUCUUUCCUUUCCCCAGGAUACUUCCAAGCUUCCGGGGAUGGAUGCAAUCGUUUCUCUAAGACAGUCCGAGCUAGUCAAGUUAAUCUUCGCAGACGCCAUGGAGACUGGCUUGGUCCGCGUGCAUUUCGAUACGGAACUCGUCAAUAUUCAUGACCACGGAGAUUCUGUCACAGCCAUUGCAAAACGCCCUGGCGGUGACGAACAGUCUUUCAAUGCCUCCUUCCUGGUUGGUGCUGACGGAGGAAGGUCUGCGACGCGGAAGAUUCUUGGGAUCCCACUCAAGGGUCACACAUGGCCCGAGAAGCUCAUCGCGAUUGAUCUACUGACCCGCACAGAAGGCCUGUACGAUAUCAAUUUCCCCACAACCAUGGUUAUUGAUCCGAUUCAUUUUUGUGUGAUGACGCCACUAGAGAAGCCCCAAGAGGGGAAGAUGACUUUGUAUCGCUGUGCGGUAGCACUAGACGCAAAAGAUGAUCGGCCCGACGAGGUAUUGAUUAGCGAGAAGAACUUGCUCUCCCUACUGAGUCGAGUGCUUCCCGGUGAGAGACCACUGCAGGUCAAAGUGGUUCGUGCUUCGCCCUACAAGAUACACCAGCGAUGUGCCUCGACAUUCCACCGCGGCAGGUGCCUGCUGGCGGGGGACGCUGCUCACUUGAACAAUCCGGUUGGUGCGCUAGGCCUAACUACAGGAAUCCUUGACUCCGAAGCGGCUGCCGAUGCUCUGGAAAUGAUAAUCAACGAGGGAAAGCCACUCAAGGUUCUGCAAAUUUACGCCGAUGUCCUCCGUAUCCUCAAAUACCCGAAUCCGGUCUUCUCCUUGCUCCAGGAGGUGAGAUCCGCUGUGCCGAUGGCAUUGCCCUUGAUAGCGUGCAGAACCAGGCUCGAGGUUUCGGAGCCUCUGACUCUAAGAGCUUCAUACAGUCCGAGUCUAUGUAAUAACCUUAGUCCAUUAGACGGAAUUCCAAUUGCGCCGCCAAGUGUCGUUGGUUCUGGGCGAAUUUCAUAUACCACCACGGACAUGUGGUUAUACUGUUGGAGACGCAGUGCCGCGGCCAGACCAGCCGGCCCGGCUCCUAUGAUGAUAGCCUGGAAUCUUCUGAGGUGACUCCAUCCUGGGACUCGAUUUCGCCGUGAUGGUGCAAAGGACCGUUGGAGAGGCAAAUACAGAAAUCACUCGUACUUCUGAAUGUGCUGCA
Messenger RNA from Aspergillus novofumigatus IBT 16806, 1651 nucleotides. RefSeq names its product FAD/NAD(P)-binding domain-containing protein. Gene Ontology annotation, biological process: 3-(3-hydroxy)phenylpropionate catabolic process. Lineage: Eukaryota; Fungi; Ascomycota; Eurotiomycetes; Eurotiales; Aspergillaceae. The record is from RefSeq and is a predicted model, not a curated record. The transcript has 3 exons. Bases 133 to 1560 code for a protein of 475 amino acids. Gene Ontology annotation, molecular function: FAD binding; 3-(3-hydroxyphenyl)propionate hydroxylase activity.